CGCUUCCGCUGCUCCCAAAAACGCCAUCGCGCCCGCCCGCGCCACCCACCACCCACCAAGAACGACCCCCAGCAGGAGCUCACCACUCCCUUGUUGCCGCCGCCUCCCUUCCCGUCCCGUCUUUCCCUCGAUGGCCCUGCAGGUCGCCGGCGGCGCGCCCCACCACCUCGGCGUUCCGCGGCGGCGGCAGCGUUGCGCGGCGCUCCGGCCGCCGCGCGUGGCGUCCGAGAGCGCGGCGAAGCCGGUGGAGGAGGACGGGAGCAACAAGGCGGUCCUUGGCGGGUCCGGCGUCGCGGUGACCAAGCUCGGCAUCGGGGCCUGGUCGUGGGGCGACACCACCUACUGGAACGACUUCCAGUGGGACGACAGGAAACUCAAGGCAGCUAAAGGCGCAUUCGAUGCGAGCGUCGAUAGUGGAAUUACCUUCUUUGACACUGCAGAAGUGUAUGGUGCAGGGGUAUCAGGAGCGAUAAACUCUGAAAGUUUACUAGGGAGAUUUAUUAAGGAAAGGCAACAAAAAGAAAAGGUCGAGGUGGCCAUCGCAACAAAGUUUGCAGCUCUUCCAUGGAGGUUUGGCCGGGGAAGUGUUCUUGCUGCGUUGAAGGGCUCACUUUCCCGCCUUGGCGUCUCCUCUGUUGAGUCGUACCAACUUCACUGGCCUGGGAUAUGGGGUAAUGAAGGUUACCUUGACGGCCUUGCUGAUGCUUAUGAGCAAGGUCUUGUAAAAUCUGUUGGAGUCUCAAACUACAGCGAGAAACGUCUGCGGGAUGCUUACGACCGCCUCAAGCAAAGGGGAGUUCCACUCGCUUCAAACCAAGUAAACUACAGUCUGAUAUACAGGAACCCUGAGGAAAAUGGGGUGAAGGCAGCUUGUGAUGAACUUGGCAUCACUUUGAUUGCAUAUUCCCCAAUUGCCCAAGGAGCUUUGACAGGAAAAUACACGCCAGAAAAUCCCCCGACCGGGCCUCGUGGACGGAUAUACACUCCUGAAUUCCUGACCAAGCUCCAACCACUCAUCAACAAGAUCAAGGAGAUCGGAGGAAGCUACGACAAGACCCCAACUCAGGUGGUUCUGAACUGGCUGAUGUGCCAGGGGAACGUGGUGCCGAUCCCGGGGGCGAAGAACGCGGAGCAGGCGAGGGAGUUCGCCGGAGCGCUGGGGUGGAGCCUGACCGGCGACGAGGUGGAGGAGAUGAGAUCCAUGGCGCGGGAGGUCAAGCCGGUCAUGGGGUUCCCCGUCGAGAGGCUGUAAAACAACAAUCUGCAGCCAGUUUGUGGCUCAUCAAGAUAUAUCUAUAGUACAGCAUUGAUCUAGGCACAUACAGUACAUAUAUAUAUAUAGGAGAUUAGUUACGUGAAAAAUUCGAGUUAAAAUUGUAAAAAAGGAGAAUAUAUAUAUAUAUAUAUAUAUAUAUAUAUAUAAUAAUGUGGAUCAAAGUUCAAAAACUGGGCCGAUCUUGAUUCUCA
Molecule: messenger RNA, 1467 nt
Organism: Brachypodium distachyon (stiff brome)
Lineage: Eukaryota; Viridiplantae; Streptophyta; Magnoliopsida; Poales; Poaceae
Exons: 10
Coding region: 131-1252 (373 amino acids)
Cellular component (GO): cytoplasm
Source: RefSeq, a predicted model, not a curated record